GAGAGAGGGAGAGGGUGUUUGACUAAGUACCCAGACGGCAGAGCCGUCUAACACUUUAAAGAAAUUUCACAGUAAAGCCGUAUUGGUAAUAUUUUAUAGUUAGCCACGGACACAACACACCGUCAUUAUACUAUUAUGAAUGCGCGUUGAACGAUCAAACCAAACCCAAUCAAUCCUAUUCAUUUCCCUCUUGGUAGACUCACUAAAAUACCUUCCCUCUUUUACUUUGUUUGCUCCAUAUCCCCUAUCUCCAUCUUUGGCUGAGCAAAAAGAUUGGAUUUUUAUCGCCACCCUCGAGUCAGGAAUUCUUUUCACAUGUGUAUAUAGACUCCCCCCCGUGGUCUUCCCGUGUGGCGGUAUAGUUGGUUUAUUGGUAUUGGGUGUGGCUUCAGCGUGUUCUUUUUUAUCAGGCCUUUCUCAUAUUCAAACGAGGAGACGAAGCUUCCUCUUUUGUUGCCGAUGGGGUAAUUUCGUGCUGGGUGAAUACGACUGCUCUGUUCGUUGUUUUUCCGUUUGGUGAGUCCUCUUUAUGGACGCAGAAAGAGAUUGGAGUUCUUGAGAAAUUGUUUGAUGGGUAUUGGGUGUUGAGUGAAUUCUGUGGAGAUCAAUUCUUUGUGGAGUGAUUUGUUGAUUGUGGCAACAUGGGUUGCAUGUAUUCUAAGGGCUCAGCGGUUGAUGACAGCCGAGAGAGUCCCAAAGAUAGAGUAUCGUCUAGUAGGCGAUUAGCAGAAGCGAAGACUUCGAGAUUGGAUUCAUCGAGGAGAGAGAAUGGGUUCAGGGCAAGGGAUAAGGUGGGUGAUGUGAAUGUUAUGUUGAUCGAUGAUAAGAAAGUGAACGGGUCUGCCAGGUUGUAUGAUGAUCAGAUUGAGAAGAAGAUUGAUCAUAUUCAGAAGCAGAGGAGAGAGAGAGCAGAAGCAGCUGUGGCCACUGAUCGCCCGGGUGCUGGUCGGGUCCCGAAGGCGGUAGAGGGCGAGCAGUUGGCGGCUGGGUGGCCGGUGUGGCUGACCGCAGUGGCAGGAGAGGCCAUCAAGGGAUGGCUUCCACGACGGGCAGACACUUUUGAGAAGCUGGACAAAAUUGGCCAAGGAACUUACAGUAGCGUGUACAGGGCACGUGAUGUCAUUAAUAACAAAAUUGUGGCUCUGAAAAGAGUGCGGUUUGAUAACCUCGACACUGAGAGCGUCAAGUUCAUGGCGAGGGAAAUCCAUGUCUUGCGCAUGCUUGAUCAUCCUAACGUUAUAAAGCUGGAAGGCUUGAUAACUUCAAGGAUGUCUUGUAGCCUGUACCUUGUUUUCGAGUACAUGGAGCAUGAUCUUACAGGACUUGCGUCGCGGCCUGGCGUAAAAUUUUCCGAGCCACAGAUCAAAUGUUACAUGAAGCAGCUUCUAAGUGGUCUUGAUCAUUGUCAUAAACAUGGGAUCCUACACCGGGACAUAAAGGGCUCUAAUCUUCUCAUUGACAACAAUGGCAUCUUGAAGAUUGCAGAUUUUGGUUUAGCCAGCGUCUUCGAUCCUCAUCAGACUGCUCCAUUGACAAGCCGGGUGGUAACUUUAUGGUACCGACCACCCGAACUUUUGCUUGGAGCUUCUCGCUAUGGAGUCGAGGUGGACUUGUGGAGCACCGGCUGUAUACUCGGUGAACUCUAUUCUGGCAAGCCUAUAUUGCCAGGGAAAACUGAGGUGGAGCAACUGCAUAAAAUUUUUAAGCUUUGCGGUUCACCUACUGAAGAUUACUGGAGAAGAUCGCAUCUUCCCCAUGCAGCUGUUUUCAAGCCUCCACAACCUUACCGACGAUGUGUUGCGGAGACAUUCAAAGAACUCCCUCCAGCUGCUUUGGGGCUCUUAGAGACCUUGAUCUCUGUAGAUCCUUCACAAAGAGGGACAGCAGCUUUUGCUCUCAGGAGUGAGUUCUUUACAACAAGUCCCCUUCCUUGUGAUCCUUCAAGUCUGCCCAAAUAUCCACCAAGCAAAGAAAUUGACAUGAAACUGCGUGAGGAGGAAGUAAGAAGGCGUGGAGCAACUGGAGGAAAGAGCGAGUUUGAAAAGAAAGGAACAAAAGAUUCACGAUCGAAUACUGCACAUUAUCCUAGAGCAGAACAAAUGCAGGUAAAACAAAGCCAUUCCAAUUCAAACAGCCGAAGUGAAAUUUUCGGUACUCAUCAAGAGAAAACUGUGUCCGGGUUCUUGGUUGCACCCCCUAAACAAGCACGAGUUUCCAAUGAAACAAGGAAAGAUUACGCGGAGCAGCCCAACAGAACUUCGUACUCAGGACCACUAUUUCCAGGUCUGGGAUUCUCCAAGGCUGAAAAAGAACUUGACCAUUCCAUCACUGUCUCAAGAAACACCAACUUAUCAACGCUGUCAAGUUUAGUCGCUAGUAGAACUGCUUUGGCUGGAGACAAACAAAAAUCCGGUCCUCUAGUGUCAGAAUCAGCGAGCCAAGCACGCAGAUUUUCAGGACCCUUAAGGGAAAUGGAACCCGUGAGGAAGCAGGACCGUAGGAGUCAUGUGCGCACGAAUAUUGAUUCUCGUCUGAGAGAAGAUGGAAAUGCAAAUACCAAAGAACCUGCUCUGUACGGUCGUGGGUCCGAAGGAAACAAGAUCUACGUCUCAGGCCCUUUGCUCGUCUCAUCGAACAAUGUGGAUCAGAUGCUCAAAGAACAUGACCGCCGAAUUCAAGAAUAUGCCAGAAGGGCACGGCUCGAUAAGACGAGAGCAGGCAAGGAUCAUCCCUAAGCAACCGUCGACUCCAAGCUCGUGUCCGUUCAUGGUGCCGGGUAGAUUCACUGGGGAGAGCUAUUGAAUAUCAGAUGUCUUCAAAGCUGGGCAAGCCUCCCUGCCUAUGCCAGAGGAAGCACAAACAAAGGGCUCGCAAUGUAGCUCAUUUUUCCGGUUUGGAAUUUAUCUCGUGUAUAGUUGGCAUCUUUCUCUGCUCAUUCUAAUUUUAUUUCUGUGGUGGCGAGAUAGGAUCUCUUGUAAGGCAGAAGAGUCCACCUCGAUUUAGUACGCUACGCAAUACACAGUUUACGACAGGGUAUAGCAUAACUAGAAUAAGGUUGAUCUAGAA
Rhodamnia argentea is the source of this 3066-nucleotide messenger RNA. Its product is annotated as probable serine/threonine-protein kinase At1g54610. Gene Ontology annotation, biological process: positive regulation of transcription elongation by RNA polymerase II; protein phosphorylation. Gene Ontology annotation, cellular component: cyclin-dependent protein kinase holoenzyme complex; nucleus. The transcript is spliced from 8 exons. The coding region runs from base 642 to 2735 and encodes 697 amino acids. Gene Ontology annotation, molecular function: cyclin-dependent protein serine/threonine kinase activity; ATP binding; RNA polymerase II CTD heptapeptide repeat kinase activity. NCBI's taxonomy places the organism in Eukaryota, Viridiplantae, Streptophyta, Magnoliopsida, Myrtales, Myrtaceae. The record is from RefSeq and is a predicted model, not a curated record.